This is a messenger RNA of Biomphalaria glabrata, 1815 nucleotides long. RefSeq lists its product as uncharacterized. Gene Ontology annotation, cellular component: extracellular region. Gene Ontology annotation, molecular function: hormone activity. The record is from RefSeq and is a predicted model, not a curated record. Bases 1 to 1815 code for a protein of 604 amino acids. NCBI's taxonomy places the organism in Eukaryota, Metazoa, Mollusca, Gastropoda, Planorbidae. The transcript has a single exon.
AUGGAUCGUAAAACUAAACAAAGUAGAGAUGGCGGUGCUGACAUGGAUCGUAAAACUAAACAAAGUAGAGAUGGCGGUGCUGACAUGGAUCGUAAAACUAAACAAAGUAGAGAUGGCGGUGCUGACAUGGAUCGUAAAACUAAACAAAGUAGAGAUGGCUGUGUUGACAUGGAUCGUAAAACUAAACAAAGUAGAGAUGGCGGUGCUGACAUGGAUCGUAAAACUAAACAAAGUAGAGAUGGCUGUGCUGACAUGGAUCGUAAAACUAAACAAAGUAGAGAUGGCUGUGUUGACAUGGAUCGUAAAACUAAACAAAGUAGAGAUGGCUGUGCUGACAUGGAUCGUAAAACUAAACAAAGUAGAGAUGGCGGUGCUGACAUGGAUCGUAAAACUAAACAAAGUAGAGAUGGCGGUGCUGACAUGGAUCGUAAAACUAAACAAAGUAGAGAUGGCUGUGCUGACAUGGAUCGUAAAACUAAACAAAGUAGAGAUGGCUGUGCUGACAUGGAUCGUAAAACUAAACAAAGUAGAGAUGGCUGUGCUGACAUGGAUCGUAAAACUAAACAAAGUAGAGAUGGCGGUGCUGACAUGGAUCGUAAAACUAAACAAAGUAGAGAUGGCUGUGUUGACAUGGAUCGUAAAACUAAACAAAGUAGAGAUGGCGGUGCUGACAUGGAUCGUAAAACUAAACAAAGUAGAGAUGGCGGUGCUGACAUGGAUCGUAAAACUAAACAAAGUAGAGAUGGCUGUGUUGACAUGGAUCGUAAAACUAAACAAAGUAGAGAUGGCGGUGCUGACAUGGAUCGUAAAACUAAACAAAGUAGAGAUGGCUGUGCUGACAUGGAUCGUAAAACUAAACAAAGUAGAGAUGGCUGUGUUGACAUGGAUCGUAAAACUAAACAAAGUAGAGAUGGCUGUGCUGACAUGGAUCGUAAAACUAAACAAAGUAGAGAUGGCGGUGCUGACAUGGAUCGUAAAACUAAACAAAGUAGAGAUGGCGGUGCUGACAUGGAUCGUAAAACUAAACAAAGUAGAGAUGGCUGUGCUGACAUGGAUCGUAAAACUAAACAAAGUAGAGAUGGCUGUGCUGACAUGGAUCGUAAAACUAAACAAAGUAGAGAUGGCGGUGCUGACAUGGAUCGUAAAACUAAACAAAGUAGAGAUGGCGGUGCUGACAUGGAUCGUAAAACUAAACAAAGUAGAGAUGGCGGUGCUGACAUGGAUCGUAAAACUAAACAAAGUAGAGAUGGCGGUGCUGACAUGGAUCGUAAAACUAAACAAAGUAGAGAUGGCUGUGCUGACAUGGAUCGUAAAACUAAACAAAGUAGAGAUGGCUGUGCUGACAUGGAUCGUAAAACUAAACAAAGUAGAGAUGGCGGUGCUGACAUGGAUCGUAAAACUAAACAAAGUAGAGAUGGCGGUGCUGACAUGGAUCGUAAAACUAAACAAAGUAGAGAUGGCGGUGCUGACAUGGAUCGUAAAACUAAACAAAGUAGAGAUGGCGGUGCUGACAUGGAUCGUAAAACUAAACAAAGUAGAGAUGGCUGUGCUGACAUGGAUCGUAAAACUAAACAAAGUAGAGAUGGCUGUGCUGACAUGGAUCGUAAAACUAAACAAAGUAGAGAUGGCUGUGCUGACAUGGAUCGUAAAACUAAACAAAGUAGAGAUGGCUGUGCUGACAUGGAUCGUAAAACUAAACAUAGUAGAGAUGGCUGUGUUGACAUGGAUCGUAAAACUAAACAAAGUAGAGAUGGCUGUGCUGACAUGGAUCGUGGAAAUCACAAAGUUUUAUUUGUUACUUUGUCAUCUCUUUAA